CAUGCAUGAGUCGCUCUCGGCAGUCGAUCUGCGCGCAGUCGAACACUACUACGACGACCACGAGUGCGAGCAGAAGUCAAUUGAUUUCAAUACAGGCGCAUCGCAGUCUGGAUCGAUCGAUUUUCAGCAUGAUCGUCGAUACUUUGAGCGGCAAACUGAGAGGUUCCAAGGAGGCCUGUAAAGAUACCGAAGAUGGCCGAUUUUACUACUCUUUCAAGGGUAUACCCUACGCCGAGCCACCGACUGGACAAUUGAGAUUUCGAGAUCCCGUAGCGGUGAAGCCAUGGAAAGGAGUGAGAGACGCUCUGGCACACGGAGCCAAUAGUCCUCAAUCGGACUUCAUUACGAGCUUGAUCGGCGGCAGCGACGACUGCCUCUACUUGAACGUCUACACGUCGGCAAAGUCGAUCGGCGAUGGGGAUGGCUUCGAGUCGCCGCAACGACUUCGGCCGACCAUGGUCUGGAUUCACGGCGGCGGCUUCAUGUUCGGCAGCGGCGACGACACGCUUUACGGGCCCGACUACUUCAUGGCCAAGGACAUCGUCCUCGUCACUAUUAAUUACCGUCUGGGAGCUUUGGGAUUCUUGAAUCUGGAGGACGAACUCGCGCCGGGCAAUCAAGGGCUGAAGGACCAGGUGUUGGCUCUCAAGUGGAUUCGCGACAACGUCGCCAGCUUCGGAGGAGACCCCGAGAACGUGACGAUUUUCGGAGAGAGCGCCGGAGGUGCCUCCGUUCACUAUCUCUCGAUAUCGCCCAUGGCGAGAGGUCUAUUUCACAAGGUCAUCAGCCAAAGCGGCGUAAUUUUCAAUCCGUGGGCACGCACGCCAGCGAACUCCGCGAGGAAGUGCGUUUACAAGCUCUGCGACAAGCUCGACAUCUCGACGCGGGAUCACAAAGAGAUUCUCGAUCAGCUGCGAAGCGUCGACUGUCUCGACAUCGUCCGAGCUCAAGAGCAAAUCUUGACACCCGAGGAAAAAGCCUCGUUCUUGUUCCCGUUCGGGCCGGGCAUCGACGCCCUGUCGCCGGAGCCGUUCAUGGCCCGCGAUCCGGUCGAGCUCGCGGCCGCACAAGGUGUACAACUGCCUCUUCUGCUCGGCCACAACACUCGAGAGGGCAUACUUUUUCUCCGAUACUGUCGCAACAUGGACACGUACAACGACGAUUUAAAAAAGUAUUUGCAUCCGCACGCGGUCGAGCUGAUGAAGAGCUACGAUCUGACCUUGGACGAUCUGAAGCAGUUGUACUUCGAGGACGGCCGGAUCAGCCAAGCGAAUCGCGACAAGUUCCUCGAUCUCACCGGCGACUUAUACUUCAACGAGGGCAUACAGAGACUCGCCAAGGUGCAGGUGAGCGUCGGCUCGGCGCCUACCUAUCUCUAUCGCUUCUCCUACGACAGCGACGUGUCGGCCCUCAAGGCCAUACUCGGCGCCCUGGACAUCCGGGGUACGUCGCACGGCGACGAGCUUCAGAAGCUGUUCCGGGCCCGCCUCAUGGACACGAUGUCUGCCGGGGGGCUGGUCAAGGGCAGCCAGGCCUACAAAGUCAUGCAGCGUAUGAUCGAGAUGUGGGUCAACUUUGCCGCGACCGGGAGGCCGACCCCGGAGCCGAGCGAGCUCGUACCGAUUUAUUGGCAGCCGGUGAACGACGGCGACGUUCUCCGCUACAUGGAUAUCGGCGCGGGCCUGCGUAUGAAGGUCGAUUUGAAUUUAGAGCAGCGUUUCUUGAGCCGGCGAAUUUGCCAACCGAAAUUGAUCGACAUGGCUGAAGAAUCGUUGAAAGAACCAACCAGGAAAAUGACUAAAGUCGAAUCCAAAGAGGAAAUUGCAGUUACCAAGUACGGUAAAGUGAAAGGAAUAAAGAAGACUGCUUUAGAUGAAUUCGAUUUUUACGCGUUCAAAGGGAUUCCGUACGCCAGACCCCCCGUGGGAGAACUUCGAUUCAAAGAUCCGGAAUAUCCCGAAGCAUGGGAGGAUGUACUGGACGCGACCAUGCACAGGGACGCCUGUGCUCAACCGAAUCUCAUGACGAAGGCCUUCGAGGGCAGUGAAGAUUGUCUGUACCUAAAUGUUUACACGAGGCAAUACAAGAGCGGCGACGAGCCGGUGGAAGCGAAACCCGUCAUGGUUUUCAUUCACGGUGGAGCUUUUCUCUUUGGCAGUGGCGACGACACCAUCUACGGGGCUGAUUAUUUAUUGAGAAAAGACAUCGUCUUGGUGACAUUGAAUUAUAGACUGGGGGUGCUCGGCUUCCUCAAUCUCGAGGACGAGCUCGCGCCUGGCAAUCAGGGACUCAAGGACCUCGUGAAAGCUCUCGAGUGGAUUCGCGAUAACAUCUCCACUUUCGGAGGAAAUCCAAAAAACGUGACGAUUUUCGGAAUAAGCGCCGGCGGCGCCGCUGUACACUUCUUGACACUGUCACCGUUGGCCAACGGUCUCUUCCACAAGGCCAUAAUGCAGAGCGGCUGCGCCUUGAAUCCCUGGGCUUACAGGAAGGACGACGCGGCGAGAUUCGUCUACAAGCUUUGUGAGAUUCUUGGCCACACCGAGCGAGAUCACGAGGGUAUAAUGAGUUUCUUGAGGGGCGUCCCGGCCGAGAACUUGAUCCAAGCCCAGGAGAAGCUGAUCAGCAAAGAGGAGAAAAAACGUUUCUACUUUCCGUUCGUGCCGGGGGUCGACGCCAAGUCGAGCAAUCCCUUCAUGCCGAUCGACGUCUUCGAAGCCGCCAAAAAGGGCGUCAAGGUACCACUCAUCAUUGGCUCGGCAUCGCGCGAAGGUUUAGUUCUUUUGGAAGAAAAUCUGUCCUGCUUCAAGUACAAUGAAAUUGAUUACGAUCACAUGAACGAGCACUUUGACAAAUACCUGAAUCCAGUUGUUGAAGAUUACUUCAAAAACAAGUACAGGAUGAACUUGCGAACUUUGAAAAAAUGGUACUUCGAUGAUGCCCUUAUUUCGGCGGGAAAUCUGGGCAAUUUCUUCGACAUGGUCGGCGAUCUCUACUUCAUGGAGGGCAUUCACACGGUCGUUGGAAUACAAGUUCAAACAAAUUCCAAGAAUACUUUCAUGUACGAGUAUGCUUUUGACGAGGGCAUGUCGCUGGUGAAGUCGAUGUCGACUUAUAAAACUAAGGGUACAUGCCACGGGGACGAGAUCGUCAGCCUGUUCCGGACUUACUUGUUGGAGCAGCACGGCGUGCCGGCGCACACGAAGCACUCCAAGCCCUACUCGAUCAUGGAGAAGAUGGUCGACUUGUGGACAAAUUUCGCCCGACUAGGCGAGCCCGAUCCAGCGACGUCCGACCAGUUGACAAGCCCAUGGAGUCCGGUGAUGAGCGACAAAAUUCUCAGUUACUUGAAAAUCGACCGUAUUUCACGCGUCAGGAGCGUCAUCAAUAUGGAGCGCAAUUAUGAGGUCAGCGGCCCGGUCAUGGCAGGAUAUUCGCCCAAUCCGGUUGAUCUCGAUGAAUCCGUCGAGGCCGACGCACCCAAUCCCAUGGAUGAACUCAUCGUAGCGGAUGCAGAGGCCGCGGCAUUAGAGGCUGAACAAGCCGAAGCUGCUGCAGCUAACGAAGCUGCCGGAGCUGAGGUAGCUAAUGCAGCCGAAGAAGCUGAUGCAGUCGAAGGAGCUAAUGCAGCUGACGGAGCUAACGCGGCGGCUGACGGAGCCGACGGAGUCGACGGAGCCGGCUCAUUUUCAGCCGAUGAGUAAUUGUACAAAUGCACAUGAAUUUCAAAAUACUUGCCUACUCGGCAACUCUUCUGUGAAUUGAAUAUAUAUUUCUUUUAAAUAUGUCUUUGGAUCUUUUUAAA
Molecule: messenger RNA, 3805 nt
Organism: Trichogramma pretiosum
Lineage: Eukaryota; Metazoa; Arthropoda; Insecta; Hymenoptera; Trichogrammatidae
Exons: 14
Coding region: 6-3704 (1232 amino acids)
Source: RefSeq, a predicted model, not a curated record